GGAGGAAGCAAAAGCAACGCAGUGGCAAAGGAAAAGAACAAAGGAAGAGUCCCCCCCCCCCACGGCUCAUACGGCGUCUUCACAUAGCAAGAGAAUCGAGCUGCCAUGGUGUCCUACCUUGAGGGCCAAGUGACCAAAGAUGGCCGCAAGCGCGCGCCGCGUCAUCUCUUCGGCGCCAACUAUCGCAAGCCUUUUCCAUGGUUACGUGUGGGUCUCGGCGUCGUCGUGAUGGCCGGUGCGAUAGACAUGGCCUACCGCCGCCUGACCUACGUCUCCCCGCAGGAGCAGUUCAUACGCAAAAUCAAGAUUCGCCCCUACGGCGUGAUGGGCACGCAGAUGACGCUACAGGGCUCUCUGCGGCAGGAAGGCCCCAAGCCAGACGAGACGAUGGUGAUCACCGACCCGUGCGACCUCAUGCAGGUCUUCACCUCCGCCGCGAAGGCCACGGGCACAUCGGGUGCCAUCUACAAGUGGGUCGGUCUCACGAAGGAGUUUCCGAAUGAUGUGGUGAUGGCGAUGGACAAGGUGUGCGACGCGAAGCUGCACCGCUACGGGGCAGAGGGCACCGACGGGGGCGAGAAGAAUGUCAUUCACGUCUCGGCGCCUGACUUCCGCGAGGGCAUCUGGUCUGAGCGCGAGGCCGCGAUUGAGCUCUCGCGCGCCUACCGCAACCUUCUCCACGAAUUUGUGAGGAGUGAGUGCGACACGCUGCGCAUGGUGCCGCUCUCCGAUGCCGUCCAGGCCGGACCGCUGUACAACCAGCUUCCGGGCAUUACCCAUUCUGCGUUGCUCAUGGCGUUUGAGCAGCUGCACAUUUUUGACAAGGAGUACGUGCUGCGCGACAAGAAGAACAUGGAGCUGUGCGUGUUCAUGAACAGGGAAUGGGACAUGUUCAACAACGCCUUCGAGAACCUGCCCGUGGGACCUCGUCGUUAG
This is a messenger RNA of Leptomonas pyrrhocoris, 936 nucleotides long. RefSeq lists its product as hypothetical. The record is from RefSeq and is a predicted model, not a curated record. Lineage: Eukaryota; Euglenozoa; Kinetoplastea; Trypanosomatida; Trypanosomatidae. The transcript has a single exon. Bases 106 to 936 code for a protein of 276 amino acids.